This is a messenger RNA of Zasmidium cellare ATCC 36951, 873 nucleotides long. RefSeq lists its product as uncharacterized. The transcript is spliced from 2 exons. Lineage: Eukaryota; Fungi; Ascomycota; Dothideomycetes; Mycosphaerellales; Mycosphaerellaceae. The record is from RefSeq and is a predicted model, not a curated record. Bases 1 to 873 code for a protein of 290 amino acids.
AUGGUCAGAGACGGGUUGAGAUACUCUCUCGAAGUCGUCCAACAACCUCAACGCGCAAGAAUGUGCGGUUUUGGCGACAAAGACCGACGGCCCAUCACCCCACCACCAUGUGUCCGACUCGUCGUUGUGGAUGAUCAGACCGGCCGUGAAAUCGAUGUCAACGACAUCGGAUCGGAUCCCUCGUUCUUCGUCCUUCAAGUCGACUUGUGGGCAGAGAGUGCCGACCGUGAAGCCAACGUCGUGCGCGCCUCCUCGAGCAGCCCUGCCGUGAGUAUCAGCAGUGCCACCACCACUUCAUACCCACCUCCACAAGAGACGCCACGGCAUGCCGAGUCGCAACCCAUUAUGUACAUGGACCAUAACGGGAACCCCAUGUACGCGAACAUGCCCGGCUAUGCAGUGCAGAUGGGCAGGCCAUCCAUCAUGCCCGGUUAUGGAGGAUACAUGUAUCCACAGGUACACGGCCCGGCCAUGGCAUUCCAACAGCCUCCAUCGACAUCGGCCAGCAGCGCCAUGUACACGCGCAACCUCAUUGGCAGCCUGACGGUGAACGCGGCGCGCUUGACCGAUAACGAGAGCAAGGCUGGCUACUGGUUUGUGCUGCAGGAUUUGAGUGUCCGCACGGAGGGCUUCUUCAGACUUCGAAUGAGCUUCAUCGACAUUAGCAACCACGGAGCACCAGGCGUCAACCGAGGAAAGGCACCAGUGCUGGCUUGGACAUUCUCCGACAAGUUCCAAGUUUACUCGGCCAAAAAGUUCCCAGGUGUGAUUGAGUCGACGCCUCUGAGCAAAACGUUUGCAUCUCAAGGCAUCAAGAUUCCAAUACGGAAGGACAACAAGAACGAAGCACAAGACGACGAUGAAGGGGAUUGA